Mus pahari (shrew mouse) is the source of this 5384-nucleotide messenger RNA. RefSeq names its product transmembrane protein 229A (gene Tmem229a). The transcript has a single exon. The record is from RefSeq and is a predicted model, not a curated record. Bases 725 to 1840 code for a protein of 371 amino acids. Lineage: Eukaryota; Metazoa; Chordata; Mammalia; Rodentia; Muridae.
UAUACAGAACCACAGUUUGGUUCCGGGCCCGGCCUCCGGCUGGUGGCACCGGGCCAUUUGUCUCCGCCAGCCAAGGCCUGGCCCUGGUUUCCACGAUACCGGGAAUGCCCCACAGUUAGCCUUCACACCUGUUAGGGGCUUCUCCGCUCCUGUCACCAACCCAGCGGGAACCCCCUGCAGCACUCGCCCUUGGCUGCAGAGAUGGCCAAAGGGGACCCGGACGGCGCUCUUCGCCUUUCGGGGCAGACCCCUGUGAGACCCGGCGCGAGAGGCUGGGCGGGGCGGGGGCCGGGGAAGGCGGGAGAGGUCGAGCCGGGCGGAGAGGGGUAUGGGAAGGGCCGGGGGAAGGGCGAUCUCCGCUCGCGUAACGCUCCCGGAGCCUGCCGCAGAGGCGGCGGGGCUGAGCCGCGGAGGGGAUGGAGCUGCCACCAGCCUCUGCUCUCUUCCCCACAGCCCCAGCAUCGCCUCCCCUUGCCCGGCCGCGCCACUCCUUAGGCCGCGCAGGGUGAUCCCGAGCGCGGGUGAGCAACAUCUCACCCUGGACUGGAGAAGAGGGCGGGCCAGGGCCAAGGCACGGGGACUCCUCGCGUCCGGGGCGACCUGUGAGUCUCCCGAGCGCUGGGAGACCCCGAUCCGAUCGAAGCUACGUGCGCCCCUCCUCGUUCCCCGGGGCGGGGAAUCGGUGCGAGGCUCGGCCGCUGGGCCCCGGGUGCCCGGGUAGCCAAUGGCGGGCAGCGAUGUGGCGAGUGAGGGGCCAUCGUCGAGGGUCGGCGCGACCCGGAGACCCGGGGCCACCGGCGGACUGCGUAGCCAGGCGGCCGCCAGCUGCCCUGAGCCGCUGUCCGCUGCUGAAGCUCCGGCCGAACGCGGCGCGCUGCCCGCCUGGAUGCGCCUCUACUUCUACGGGAUGCACGGCAUCACCCUGGACGUGCUGGUGUCCUCUGCCAGGCGCUUCGCCCGCAGCCUGGAUCUGCGGAUGCUGGGUUUCUCUUCGCCCUACCGCUGCCUCCUGCACUCGCUCACCCACUUCGCCCUGGAGCAGCUCUACCUGCAGCGGCCGCGCUGCCCCAGCGCCUUCCUCUUCAAUUUCCUGCUCUACCCCUCUGCGCACGUCGGGCUGCAGACCCUGGCUGGCCAGGCGCUACGGCUCAGCCUAGGCGGCGGGCCGGGGGGCGCGGCCGCGCCGGCGCUGGGGGCGCUCGACCUGGCGCUGCAGUACGUGCUCGCGCUCUACCACGGCCAAGUGUUCCUGAAGCGCUUCCUGCGUUUGCGGUACCCGCGGCGGCGUGAGCAGCACACCAGGGACACGCUACCUGCAGCUCCGGACGCCCAAAUCCUUUGGGAGGCUGGUAGCCAGCGACGAGGACCCGGUGGCCCAAGGGGCACAGAACGAUCUCCUACCCAGGGACUGCCCGACCUCCUCCGCUUCCUUUUCUUCGGAAUGCAUGGCUUUCUGGAUGAGAUCUUCUUCACCUUCUUCUUCAAUGUGCUGGGGCAGGGGGACGGGGUCAGCAGUGGCCACACAUCCCUCUGGUCUUUCUUCAUGUACGGAAGUUGUAGUUUCGUGGUGGAAAAACUCUACUUCCACCUUCACUACAGCCGUGGCUGGGGCACGUGGAAGCGGGUGCCCAUCUAUGUGAUCUUCAUCUAUGCGUGGGAGUUUUCCUGGGGUCUGGGACUUCGUAUGUGCGGGGCCUGUUCCUGGGACUAUUCUCACUAUCCUCUUAACUUCAUGGGCCUCAUCACCUUAAUGUAUUUACCUGGUUGGCUAUUUCUUAGUGUGUACCAGGACCUACUGUCCAACGUGUUGUGGCGGGUGCAGUAUGUCCCAACGAACUAAGAUUAGAGGGGACAAAAAAAAAAAAAAGGAAGUAUUGGAAUCUAAAAACGAUGCAAUUUAUUUUUACACAUUGUAAACAAGGUGGUUUUGCUUUCUGUCUUUUAAGUUUUAUACAUUUUACCAAACUCUUCCAACAUGCGCUUGACAUUUUAGUUGUCUGGACUGCUUGGAAUCUAUAUGUAAAGUUCAAUACUUUGAAAUGUUACUCAAAAAUAACUCAGAAUAUUUAACUCGUCGACAAUUUAAACUUUAUGAGGCCGAACAGCAAAACCACUCGACCUUAACAUCAGAAACGGGUAGUAAGUAGUCACUUGACCUCGGUGAGUGAUAGCUACAUGUUUUUCUGUUCUUCCAUAGAAGUUUUCAGACCAGAGAACAGUGACUUCUACAAGUUUCUGAUGUAAUGAUCUGUCUGCUUUGCUUUCAAUGCAAUUUCCUUUUACUUUCUUGCUAUGUUUACCAGUGGCGGCUGAAACUCCGUGUCUUGUCCUUCAGAAACUCCAGUCCACAGCUACUAAAGUGCCUCUGUCCAGCGUGCAGAUGAAAGGAAGCUGGCAAGUGGGAAAACAUCCCGUGAACUCAUGUUGACAUGAAGUCCUUCCUGUGAACCCCAACAGGUGACACUGGGUGGAGAUGUUUGAUCACCAUCUUGGAAAUGAUGGCUUUCCAAUGUUGGCUAGCCUUAAACACAAUGCGUGUUAGCAUUAAUCAGACCAUGGUGUUAUCAAAACUUUUGUAACUGUGCAAUAACUUUACUGUCUACCCUAUAUGUCCCAGGGCCUAGGGAAAUUAGACGACCUUCAGUCGUGUUCUAACUCUAAGGACCCUUUUUCUACACAGAGUUUCAAAUAUAGAAACAGUACUUUGGAAUAAAAUGAAUCUGAAUUCUCCCUCUAAUUACAUCAGGCCUAAUUGGUUUCUCUACUUACUGAUGGGUUUUCUCCAUAUUUCUCCCACAGUCUGCCCCCCACCUUUUUUCCUCCCAGACCCAGAAUUUGGGGUCAGGCUGAUGCAGUAAUGCACAGUAUAAAUCCAUGAUAGCUUUUUGACAGCUUAUGAUUAAUUAAUGUCUAAAAGCUUCAAAGUUAAAUGAGAUGAUGGAAGCCACUCUAAGAAAUGAUAGCUAAUUGAUUAAUAAUGUACUCUGAGGGUGUUUGUUUUUUUAUUGUAUUCAGAAGAGCAAGUAGGACUGAGUGCAUGCGGGUCAGCCAAGGAUGACUAAAAACCUCUCAGCUUUCAGAACAAAGAUAAUUAGGAAAACUUAGAACAUUUCUUAAUGAGUUUAAAUCUUCCACUUGCCUGUGCUGUAAAAAGGGAUGUUUUUGUUUCAAGAGGGAAAAAAAAAAAAGGUUGCUAUGAAGAUAGAAAAGAAUGUGAAUGUGUAUUUACAUGUGAUGUGAAAUACAGUUCUGAUAGUGUUAUAUCCACCCAUCCCCUGAGCUAAAUUAUAAGUACUGGUAUAUAGUCAACUGUACCUGUGAGAUGGAUGAUGGUCAACUAAUUCUUUUCAUCAGCCAAAAGCUAAAAGGCUCUAUGUCUACCAAAGGUUUCUCGUAAUUUUUUUUUUUUUAUGACAGUUUGUCACAGGCCAACGGUUCCUGAAAAUGCUUGAGGGAAAAAUAUCUAAGUAGAGAUGGUAAAGCUAGACGGUGCAUGGGAGUCUGAGUUCAGUGUGUCACAUCUCACAUUCCUGGGAAGGUUGGUGGAGUCAGCACCAUGGCUGCUGAAAUGCUUAUUAAAUUAUCCGCACUCACCUCCUCCAUCUGCUGCAUUCGGAGCUACAGAGGAGCCCACUAGCCUUCUCUGACUCAGAAAACCCCCGUGUACACACGGGGGGACACACGCCAUUUCAGUCUCCAUUUAAUACUGCCCCCAUCAGGACAGAGCAAAGUUUUCACUCACUAAACUUAUUUAAGAAAUAGUGCCCAGACAGUUGCGACCACUUACCCAGCCAUGAAGCACUGGAUAAAUCUUUGUCCUUACAAAAUUGGCAAACUACUGUUUUGAUUUAUUUGAAAUUAUACUCCUUUGGUGUUGGUGUUGGUGUUGGUGUUGGUGUUGGUGUUGGUGUUGGUGUUGGUGUUGUUCAAGACUGUUGGUUUGGUGACGGGUACUGAGCAGUUGGAGUUGUAACUCUCAUCAGUCCUGUCCCAGGAAUACGACAAUCCAUAAUUCCUAAAAGUUAACCCAACUAACAGCCCCUCUGCCAGUUCUGCAGAUUGCUAGCUGUGUAUUCAGGAAGCGAUUAGCCUGUCUGGUAACUCAGUGUGCUGUUUUAGGGCUUCUCAUUUCCUGUUUGCUCCACUUCUUAAAGGAGACAUUUUGCUAUGAUCUUUGAAUCUUCAGGAAAAAAAAAAGUCAGAUCAUUUAACUUUAUUAUAAUUAGUAAUUUAGAGGUGGAAAUGAUAAGACCAUAUGAUAGUUAAUAUUUUAAAAGCAUUUGCUAUCUGACAAAACUUCCCUAAAAUGUUUAUGUAUAUGUAUUAUAUAGAUAUCAAAUUGAGAACACAUUCUUAUAUACUAUGCCUUAAGUGAAUAUACUUACAGUAUAUAUUUUAAGUACAUACUCAUAUAUGUGUAUAUAUUCACUUAAACUUGCAACAACCCUGCUUUUAUAGAUGAAGGCAAUAAAACUUAAGCCCAAAUAGAUUCAAUAACUACCCAAGAUAUAUAGCUUUUGAGCAUAUAUUUGAAUUAAUGGAUGCUGAACUCCUCAUUUGUUUUUAACAGCAGCUUGAUUGUGCCUCAGUCUAAUGACCUCAGUGAUUUAGAUCUUGUCUGGACUGCACUUCCCUUGACUGUUAGAAAUACACAGACAACUGUAUAGACGGAAGACAUUGUUGUUGCAAAAGACUCAUGUUGCUCUUUUAGUAUAUGGUAUACAACAAAUUAAUUAAUAUCAGGAUAAAUAACUGACAAUCAGCCUUCUUUUACAUUUAAAUAUAAUGCCUUUAUAUUUAAUCAGUGCUCUGAAAGGAAGCUCAUCCUAUAAGCUAAAAUUAUCCGCCACAUAUAAAUGUAAAACUAAUAUGCUAAGAAGCAGAGUAGGUCAUAUCACACAGUAUGAAUACACAUUAAAUUGAUCACUGUUAUACAUUAAAUAUUGUACUUAAAGCAGAUAUCAUUGUAAGGACUAAACACACUCAAAGUGAGAACAGUUUUAGCCCACUGUGGUGGCACACCACUCUAAUCCUCAUACUGAAGCUGCUGUGGCAGGAGGAUUGCAGAUUUGAGGUCACUCUAGGGCACAUAAGGAUAUCCUGCCUUUAGAAAGGACUUAUUUUUACAAAGACAUUUAUUCGGAGUUCUACUGAGAAAAUACAUUCUUAAUGGGAAAACAUAAAAGGAACAAGUGUGCUUAAUAUAUACAAUGUUGAGCUUUCUUUUUAGAAGUACUUGAAACUUUAAAUCAAUUCUAUUAACUUCUGUGAAUCUAAAGAGGAAUAUAAGCUCUUGACUUUUCAUGUUAACAAUGGAUACAGAAGUCCGGAUAUCCAAGAAAAACCCCCAAUAAAGUUGCUAACACAUUGCAUUACUUCAAGCA